Cavenderia fasciculata is the source of this 1050-nucleotide messenger RNA. RefSeq names its product vasodilator-stimulated phosphoprotein (gene vasP). Lineage: Eukaryota; Evosea; Eumycetozoa; Acytosteliales; Cavenderiaceae. The record is from RefSeq and is a predicted model, not a curated record. Gene Ontology annotation, molecular function: actin binding. The transcript has 3 exons. Bases 1 to 1050 code for a protein of 349 amino acids.
AUGGCAAUGAUUGAAGUUCACAUUUUCACAGGUAGAGCACAAGUGUUCACCUUUUCGCCAGCUGCCAGCAACUGGGUUCCAAGCAGCAAUACACCAGCCACUUUGUUGAUGUACCACCACCAAGGCAACAACACUUACCGUGUCAUUGGACGUGCCUCGGAAGACCUCAACAACAUUUUGGUCAAUUUUUCAGUCACCAAGGAUGUCGUCUACAAACGUGCUUCGGAGAACUUCCACACUUUCUCUGACCAACGUACCCACUAUGGCAUCAACUUUGUGUCGAGAGACGAGGCCGAGGCAUUUGGCUCGGGCUUUGAGAAUGUGUUAAAGUCGGUCAAGGGAGGUGCUCCAGCCCCCGCCCCAGUCGCCGCUGCUCCACCAGUCCCCCAACCACAACCGGUUGUCGCCGCCAAGCCACAACCAGCCGCUCCACCCGCCCGUCCCCAAUCGACCGUCCUCAAUAAACCCCCUGCUCCUCCAGCCGGCGGCCCACCCGUCCCACCACCCUCUGCACCUGCCCCACCCAAGCCACCCGCUCCACCAGGUCCACCACCCCCACCCCCCGUCUCCAAGCCUGCUGGCGGUCAAGGCCGUUCCGCACUCUUGGGCUCGAUCGAAGGGUUCUCCAAGGGUGCCCUCAAAAAGACCGUCACUGUCGACAAGAGCAGUCCACUUGUUGCCAAUGGCCCAGCAGCCCCACCAGCCUCUGGCGGCGGUGGUGCCCCAGCAGGAGGUGCUCCAGCCGGCGGUGCUCCCAAGCCAAUGGGUGGCGGUGGCGGCGGUGGCGGCAACAUGAUGGCCGAGAUGUUGGCCAAGAGAAACAAUAUGAAAAAGGCAGCUGCUGCCGAGCCAACAGAGUCAUCGGCCCCAGCUCCAGCCCCAGUCCACGUCCCCAUCCCCAAAAAAGGAAACCCCAGCCCCCUCAUUUGUCAAACCCGAACCAAAACCAGUUGCCUCUGCUCCCAAGCCAAAACCACCUCCAACUGCCAACCGUCCAAAAAAGAGUUACAAAAGAUGAAAGAAGAAAUCAUUGAUGCUCUUAAAAAUUAA